AUGGCAGCCCAACCGAAAGUCGCGAAAGUUGAAGGAAAAAAUAAAAAAGAUGCCUCGUUCGAAACUGCUGAUAAAGAACAGCAAGAGGCCAUAGAAAAGAUCGAUGAGGUACAGAAUGAGAUAGACAGAUUGAAUGAGCAAGCCAGUGAUGAGAUCCUCAAAGUCGAACAGAAGUACAACAAACUUCGUCAGCCCUUUUUUCAGAAGAGGUCGGAGAUGAUUGCCAAAAUCCCAAACUUCUGGGUCACAGCCUUUGUCAACCACCCACAAGUUUCUGCUCUUCUUAAUGACGAGGAUGAAGAAGUUUUCCAUUUUUUAACCAAAGUUGAAGUACAAGAGUUUGAUGACAUAAAGUCUGGUUACAAAAUAACUUUUCACUUCAAAGAAAAUGAAUUUUUCAAAAAUCAGACCAUCAGCAAAGAAUUUCACCUGAAUGAAACCGGUGAACCAUCGUCGAUAUCGACACCAAUUAAUUGGAAGAAUGGAAAAGACUUAGUAAAAAAGUAUGCUGCCAAGGGUGGUUCUGGAGAUCGCAAACGAAAUCACGAAGAUCAGCAACCAGAAUCAUUUUUCAGUUGGUUCUCAGACAACAGUGAUGCGGGUGUUGAUGAAUUGGGAGAAGUUAUCAAGGAUGAUAUCUGGCCUAAUCCUUUACAAUAUUAUCUGGCUUCAGAAAUGGAUGAAGACCAUAGUGGCGAGGAAGGUGACGAUGGCGUCGACGACGAUGAAGAUGGUGACGGUGUCGAUGAGGAUGAUGAUGAAGAAGAUAGUUAA
Messenger RNA from Helobdella robusta, 774 nucleotides. RefSeq lists its product as hypothetical. The record is from RefSeq and is a predicted model, not a curated record. Bases 1 to 774 code for a protein of 257 amino acids. Gene Ontology annotation, cellular component: nucleus; chromatin. Gene Ontology annotation, biological process: nucleosome assembly. Gene Ontology annotation, molecular function: histone binding; chromatin binding. Lineage: Eukaryota; Metazoa; Annelida; Clitellata; Rhynchobdellida; Glossiphoniidae. The transcript has 5 exons.